Messenger RNA from Spirometra erinaceieuropaei, 22487 nucleotides. NCBI's taxonomy places the organism in Eukaryota, Metazoa, Platyhelminthes, Cestoda, Diphyllobothriidea, Diphyllobothriidae. The record is from the annotation of a GenBank genome assembly.
AUGGUAUCCGAUCACGUAGAUUUCUUACCUAAGCUAUAGGCAACUAAUCAACCGAUGUCGGAAUUGGAAUUAAUUAGACAGCAAAUGAAUAAGAGGACCGAUGAGGUAGGCAAAUAAUUUAACAUCUAGCCUUCUGAAGUCGCUUGAAAGUACGCAGAGAAUGGUUGGUAUGGUUGAAGAGGUGAGUUCAUAUGCUGAUUUUUUUUCGUUUUUCAUCUUUCCAUUCUAAAGCAAUAGCGAAACGCCUUGUCCCGCUAGAAUUUUAGCCUGCUGUCUUUAGCUUUACCACCCUAACCCUAACUUUCCUAUCAGAAAAUAUCUACUCUCUAUCUCAGCCUUUCCUAUAUGCAAGCCAUGGCUUUCAGUUUCCCUUUUCUUUUUGCUCCCACGCUACAUGUCUUAAUGCCUGUCAUUUCCGGCAUAGGGAUUUGUUGAAUUGUUUUUUCCGAAAAUUAGUUGAUUUUAUUGCGCGACCAAACACCUUAUUUAUAACUUCGCAAUUCAGGCCUUCCAUGUCGGAAUAUGUAGAUGCUGACUAUUCCUAUAUGAUAGGCGAAUUCCGAUGUAAAUGGAUAAGCUACCGUCUUCUUUGUCGGGUAUGUCCGGUCAAACAGUUGUUAGCGUAAUUUAUACGUGCCAGUUUAGUGUUUAAGCAUGUUAGAAUUUCAGAUUACCUCGUCUGUAUCUCAAAGCCCAAAACAUUGGCUAAGUCUCGUGAAGACCGUAACUGCCACCGUCAUUCGUAGUCUCUGCUCCGAUGAGGACCUGUUUGUCACUUGAAGUCAGCAUAUUUAGAGGGUUAGAGGCAGAGCCCUUGAUGACCCUAUUUAUGUACAGUGCUUUCGCAGAUUCGUUCUCAAAAAUAAAAUUGCAGGCAUUUACAAUGUUAUUGGGUCGCAGUUCAAUCGUAAUCAUAAGGUAGUGCAUAAGGUCACUGUAAAUUAUUGCGGAGGGAUUGUAUAUGACAGUUUUUUUACAAGACUGGCUGUGCGUAGUCAUGCUGUAAAAGCCGAUUUCUGUUGAAAACUAGGCGAGCAAGUUUGCUUUUAAACAUACAAAUUGUGUCAGCCGUCAUCAUCUCGCUUGGAAGCGAGUUCCACGGUCUGACAGCCCGCUGGCUGAACGAAAAUGUUCGACGGUGUACGACGACUUUCAACUUACAUAACUGAACGAACCUGGGGACGUGGCAAUUAAUUUAUGCUAGGACUACUUAAGAAAGCGUUGAUCAGGCUCUGUAUUUUACCAUCUCUCUUUACAGGAACAUGAGAUGGCUGCUGAAUAUUACUACUAAAUCACGUACGAUUCCACGACCGUGUAAGCACUAAAUAUGGCGUAGUAUCCUGGCUUGGACUAAACUUUCCAAGGUCUCUCGUCCAGACGCCUUAAAACACUAUUUGACUGACCUGGAUUCAUCUUCACACGUUAUCUACUUAAAUAUAGUGGAAUAUUUCUAAAAGAUAUCGUUUAAGGCUUCAGUGAAGAGUAUGGAAGGACUGAUAAACUGAACUGGUUCGGUUAUCAAUGGACACGUGUUUACAAGUUGGAAUAAAAUACAGCUGUUUAAUUAAAUGAUGCAGGACAACGUGCUGUAGUAGCAUUGUAACAGAAUGCAUUCCCAUUCUUAUGGUCUCCGCGUAGCCACACAGCCAAAUCAGUAGACUUUGCUUUCUAGUGCACGUCGUGCCUUGACAAAGUUCUCUUGUCAUUUGAUGCGGUGGAUUGAGUUUUGAUGGUUUGAUGUAGACCUCUCGCCAGAAACGAUGACCACGGCGAUUCUUUUGCAGACCAGCAGAUUGAUUUCUGGGAAUUUUAAGUCAGUCAGGGAGCACUGCUUUGGGCCAACAUCCCUCUGACUCAUGUGGUUAAGUGUUGGUGCCGCAUGAUUUGGUUUUUUCUCCUUAACAUCGGACGUUUACCGGUAACCCCGUUAUGCUUUAGUCUCCUACACAUUCUCUGCAUUGGGCGCGGAUAUUAUCUAGAGAACCUAAAAACUUAAAUGACCCUAUUCGACAAGUUUCAAGGACGUAUUUGCAUUUUUUUACUAAUUGCAAAAUAGCAUGUACGUCUGGCCUGUCCGUCGUCGAUCUUUAAUAACCUACAUGGGGACAUGUCCUUCAAGUGUUAACCUGACUCAGAAUAGCUACACGCCCGCAUGCUACGCAACUUUGUAGCCAACGCAGCAUUUGUGUUCAUCCUGAUUUUUAGGCUAUGCGAUAGUCUUUCCUCCGAACUACAAAGCUUCUGUACCUUUGUACAAACAAAAUGGAUCUGUAGGGGCGUCUCUCGAAGUAGUUGUCGUCGUCACACAGUGUUUUGUGACCAACGCGGUCAUAAAUUAAGUAUUAUAUGUAUCUCUCUACUCAUACCUUCCUAUGUCGGGGAGUUAUCACUACUGGGUUAGCGAAAAAAGAUAGUAUCUCCUGGCUCUCAUUUCUUUUUUUUACUUCAGCUUGGCCGACCAGGCAAAUAGUCAAAUCGUUCGACAGCUAAAUUCCAUAAGUUUUCUUCUCGACCCUUGGGUGUUCAUGCACUCAAUCAGCGUUCACGAAUUUCUAACGUGUAGUUUAUCAUUUAGACUUGAUCCCAGUGCUACUUUGCUUCGAAAUCUUUCCCACUCUCAAGAACGGCAGUCCGAGCGUUUUGCUACCUGAAAAUGCAGUUUAUUCGAGUCAAACGGAUACCUUAGACUGUUAAUUUUUCUCAAUAACAUUCCACAGUGAUAAUUUCUCCCGCAGUUCAGCUAGUCCUCUCUGCCUCGAUGACCUUAUUCCCAUAACUAUAUUUUUAUCGUACUACCCCUCCUCUUUCUACCAAGCAGGGCGGUCGGAGCGAUGAUGAGGCUUAAACAUAUGUUAUAGCUUCUGACAUUUUGAAUACCAACCGUGCAUGAAAACCUCUCAAGUCGACUCCGUCGUUUGAUUUUUCAGGUUCAACAUGUGCUUUACUCUGGAAGCAAGUAUUAGUGAGAUCCCUGUCCAUUGAGCCGUUUAUUUUUGUAAGAUAAUCGAGCGGUACCCAAAUUCAAAAGCCGGGUCUUUGUGUUCUAAGUCGUUUGGGGUUAUUUUCGAAAAGUGACCUCUAAGAAAGCAGGUUUUCUACUAAGUGUUUCCCCACAAGGCUGGGAUAUUUAACCUUCUCAAACCUGCCGAUGGUUUGCCGGAUUUCUUCCUUUGUAUUAUGUAUCCGCUACUUGCAUGUGUUGUUUGCUUCGUUUUACGACCGUAGUGAUCUUAUUAACUAAUUGCUAUGUAAAGUUUUUAUGGUGCUCAAAGAAGGGCAGUCUCUAGUGGUUGCUUACAGGAUGUGGAUAUUUCGCUCUGAAAUCACGUGACGCCCAGCCUCCAACUGGGCCUAUUAGCCAUGCGGAGCCCAGCGGUCAUGCUCUUGCAAUCUUUCCGAUAGCAGGAGAAACCGAAUGAGGAUAACAGGCAUGUCUCUCUAACGCUAGUAAGUUCAUAUGUUAGGCCCAGAGGGAUGGCACGCGUCUUGACUUAGUCAUGCCUCCCAACGGGAAGAGACAGGUCGAUGUUGCCCCAGUCUCCCUCACUAUUAUACGCUGCCUGUUCUACCUUCUUAUCCUAGGGGUCGUUUUAAUGCUAGAAUUUGAUGAGCCAUCUUUAUAAAAUUGUUUGAUACCAAUCUUCACACUGCGACGCACAUCCUACCACUUCAUCCUGAUCAUAUAAAUGUAAGAAGUCGUUUUCUUAAUCUACUUCAAAGCGUAAGUCGAAUUCCUGGGACAAUUUUUAUGCGUGGUUGUGGUGAACCAGCGUUUCCCUCGCCUGACUUCCGAUGUGUUCAACAAAACAUUUCUAGUUUCUCGCCCUAAGGGAGAGGACUUUUCUGAAGACCCCCUUAAUUGUGCACCUAAUUCCCAAUUACAUCAAUGUGGGUUUUGGACAUUGGUCUCACCUUAUGCAACAGUAGAUACACUCUUCACUUUUUUAUUCAUCAAACUGAGCUUUACAUCCAGUAGUUUCACUGACCCCAACUUUACUCUCCCCCCUCUCUGCCUUUCUCACUGCAGAGCCACCAGAUGGGAGCCGGCGCGUUGGAGCAACUCUACCACCAAGGACGUAAGUGCUGUGAUGAAUUUUAGCCACUGGCAUAUUUUCCGUGCAUAUGCUGUCCAUCAACCUUUUUUCUUCACCCGACACGCACUCAGGCAGACGCCUCCGCGCUAUGCGUGUUUCACGUGCUGAGAACGCGCACGUACUAAGCCACGUGCUCUGCGCCCUGGCUGUCGUGAGUACAUGUGGUGGCAGCACUGUCCCCUGAAGUGUCACCUCUUACUUCCUCUCUUCCACUUCUCUAUCGUUAUUCUCUCACUGGCGUUUCUCACGUGAUUUAGGGCUUUCGUGUCUCCUUGCUUCCGAAUUCAACCUACAGCUUUCCCGAGUUAGUCACAGUUCUUCACUAGCCUCUCUGUUUUGCUUAGAUUGCAUGUGAGUGGCAUGGUUUUCCCACACACAAACACUGCAAAACUGGUCGCCUGGCAGUUUUUUUGUACCAUCUCAAGGCUCGAGUCGCGGUCGAGGGCUUACAGUCCAGGUAGUCCACCAACAUGCCCUUGCAGACGUCGUAUAACGAAGGCGUCGGAGCGGGUAGUAUCCAGGGGCUUUGGCGUAGGGACAAGAGCUCCUGACGAGGCUGACUUUUUUACCUUUCUAUCUAAACCUGCAAAACUGCUGCCACCUAAUAUACUGGACUUGUCUGCAGUGAGACUCAGUCAAAAUGUCAACCCCCUUCUCCCAUGUUCGCGUUAGGUGCCUUAUUUCUGAAUUAUUACGGCCGUGUCCAUCAGUUGUAGAUAUCAAUCUUCUCAACUCACACGGCGAGUCUGUUAUAGGCUAAGUGGUAGUGCUGCCCUGAUACGCGAAAAACUGGUGGUUUUAUAAACACUGCGCAGUUUUCAAUUUCAGCAAUUGGAUUACUCCUCCAGGAAUACUUCAUGAAUGGUGGUCUCGCGCAGCCAUUAUGAUUGUUUUUGAUUCCUUAUGUCUAUACUACACGUUCACGACCCCUUAUUACCUCAUGAAGUACCGACAAACACAAGGAAGACAACGAUACGAGCAUGUUUCGUAGCCUGACCGAUGAAUGGAGUUCCAACAUAAUUGACAUUCCCGAUCACGACCGACAGGGCAACGGGCCCGCGACCCAGUCGUGGGGCGUUUGACUCAAUGUCCAAUGAUCCUGUGUUUGAAUUCCAGGAGCUCCAAACCUGGGGUUAGGUAUGACUGGCUGAUGAUGCCUGAUAGGCCAAAAACGCCCACUCCAGCCUCCCUCGCCCUUGUCGAUACUCCCUUCGGCAUAUAUCCAUGGUCGCUAUGCGACUGCCCUUGUGGACCCAAGGUUGAGCCUCCAGGCACAACCGGACGAGCAUUGCUUGUAACCCGAUCCGUGGACUCAAUUCCAACAUAGUAAACAAAGUUUUUUUCUUGUCCAGACCCCAUUAGAUAAACGCCACUAAAACUUCAACAAAAUUCUAGUCAGCCCAGCUUGCAGAAAUAAGGAUUGUCCUUAGGCCAUAGGCGGAGAGGUAGGUCAGAUUGCUAUAAGAAAUGUUUCAGCAGUCACUCCUCUUCUGAGCUAUAAAUAGAAGCGUUGUCCUAAAAAAUUACUCUGUCGAUUGGGUGUCGGUGUGUGCCUUUGCAUUUGAAAACAUACCUCCGAUUGUCGUUGGAUACCUUGAUGUUGAUAAUGCCUUGUCUUUUCUCAGAUAGGCAACUCUCCUAGUGUGAUGACCACCCAGACCAUCACCCAUUAUUAGUUCCUGACAAUGUGUCCCUGCGCACUGUGGGAGUCCCUCCCAACUACGAAUAUCUAGGUCUCUUUCAUGGAUUUAUUUGGAAAUAAAACUUCAUGGCAUAAAUGUUCUUCCAGGAUUAAGGUCGACGGUCGAAAAAUGUAGGAAUUUCUCGUAUAAAUUUCAUGACACUUCGCAGAUGAAAAUCAAACUAUCUCCUUCUUCCCUUACUUAUGCCCGGAGGGGACAUUGGCAAAUUGCCCUCAAUUCCAACACACCGCUUCAAACCACUGUCAUACAAAUUGCCUAACUGAGGUGGAAUGCCUGGACUGUAUUUGAGGAAUCAGACUAAGGAGGUACAUUGUUAUUCCAAUAAAAAGACAAUGCAAUGGCACGACUGAGUGCUGUCUCCUAAAGCUUUCCAGGCCAACGGUAGUAAUGGCUCCACACCUUUUACCCCUAGGAAUCAGAAUUGUCAGGGGCUAGCACCAAUUGCUUGAGGUCCUCUUGUUCUGGCUAUUACGACAUCGAGCACUGUUGUUAUUGACGUAGCAGUUUUCCAUGGAUAAGCUCUGCCCACUCCCUCCAGUACUCUGUUAAUAAUUGACGGGCACUUCCAUUUGGGAAAUUCGGUCUUAUAAACCUACCCUGAUAGAAUCUGCACGCUUAUAAGAGCAGUGCCAUCACCAAAUUCCUCCCCCUUUGGAAUUAACCUCGACCAUUAAUUUUCCAAGGUCAGACAACAAUGCGGCAAGGCGUAAAAAGCCUCCUGUCACAUCUGACAGUUUCGACAGUCGCGAACGACUAUGUCCACUGUAUGUCCCACAGCAUGGCAGCCGCAGGGGCGGCGACUUGCGCUUAAAUUAAUUGCUAGUGGUAGUAUACGUGCACAGCAUAUAUCGCAAUCUCCCCACCCAGGACAGAGUCGAGAAAACUGAAGAUGGGAUAGCGCGCCGAGACUAAGCAGCCAAUUUGUGCAUGCCACACGCACGCCGGGUCCGCGCACAAAGAAUCAGGGUUUCACAGAAACAAGGGGAAGUUUCAUACCAGCCACACUAAGAAGGUCCCAUUGCAGCUUGACUCCCUGAGUUAUCCCGUCAUUUGGAAGCCCUUCAAGCCACCGUGGUAGAUUCAGGCACGUCAGCUUGCUUAUAUGCGCUAAGUGCGGCGGGAAUGCAGUCACCGGAAUCGGCCUCACUCACUCCCCUCUCCCAGACACCAGUCCCCUGUUCGGGCCGGUAAAUCAUCUGACGCGGGAAUUGGGCGCAAGUGGCUGACAGAACUCGACAUCCCGUCUACGUGUGCCAAACACACAGAUGGUACAGAACAAACUUGACGCAGUGGUGCCCUUGUGUGUCGGAGUCAGUGGUGAAUCCGGAUCCCCGUGUCCUGUAACCGAGUACACUCGAUACGUCUUCAAAUAGCAACUGGAUAUUUGUCCAUUAGAUCAUUUUCCAUACCCUGUCUUUGCACUUACCACACUUUGAUAAAUGAGGCCUAGUGAAAGUGUCAGUCAGUCAGUGUAUUUGAGGGAAAUAGGCUUACGCCUUUGAACUCCCUAUUUGUACAUAAAAAAAUCGAUAAAUUAGCAGAAUGUGAAGAAAUUAUAGCAGUAAGUGAAUGCUGACAUUGAUUCACAUAUGUCACUGGUCUCAUGGCUAAAAAGUCACAUAGUCCGCUUGGUGCUGUAGCAUAUGUCUGUCAAGUCUACAUUUAAAUGUCGCCACAGAUUGAGACAUGACAACCGUCUCGGGCAGAUUAUUCCGCGGUUUCACGACACGAUUGGAGAAGGAAUAUUUUCUCACAUUCAAUCUACCCUGGGGCACACGUAGCUUUAAGGGAUGUCCCCGGAGGUUAGUUGUUGUGGCGAGUUGGAAAAAUUCAUCGCACCGAAGGGCGCAGUCCAAGCCACGCACGAUACGGAAAGUUUGUAUCAAGUCUCCGCGCAACUGCCUAUAACUCAGAGGAUGGAGAUUAAGGUUAGUUAAGCGGAUCUCGUUUGGCAGUGCAUUUUGACCUCUUACUAAUUUUGUGGCUCGCCUCUGCACCCUUUCGAGCAGAUUGUAAUCCUGAUGUGUCCAUGGUCUCCAGGCCUGAAUUGCAUAUUCGAGGUGCGGCCUUACAAACGUGCCGAAGACUUUGGAGAAGCAGUCUUUAUCGAAAACUGCGAAUGCCCGCUUGAUGGUAUAUAGCAUUGAAGUUGCGGCCUUGGCCGCCUUACAACAUUGCGCAGAAGGCUUAAGGCUGUCUGCAACCCAGACUCCGAGAUCUUUCUGCGUUUCUGCUUCUCGAAGUGGUAUUCCGUUCAGAUGGUAUUGCCGCGUACUAGGGGUCUGAUUUCCGAGGCGCAGUAUGGUACAUUUGGUCAAAUUGAAGGACAAGAGCCAUCUGCGGACAGCAUGCCUUAUCAAUGUUAUUUCUAGCCUUUGUGUUGGUCCAGCACGCCUACUGCGUGGCCCGUUUUAGGGACUAGCUUGGAAUCCGCUGGGCGUUAUCGGGAAUGCGCACCUAUAACAAAUUUGUUGUGUUAUGAAAUCCUGGCCGCUGUCCGUUGUGGACCAGGUGGUGUGGUGGUACGUCUAGGUGCUGGUUUACCCCGUGCCAGCCACCUGCGUCCUCUCCCGCCUCCAGUCUUUUUGACUCCACUUUGACACCAGAUCCAGGUGGGGGACGAGAGAGUGUGGGAGAUUCUGCGCAAGUCUGCUGUCACUUUAGACUCACGCGCAAGUCACCGUCCCUGCUCUCAACCUGUUGUGAAGCGCACGGUGGACGUCGUCGAAUUCGAGUCGGACUGUCAGUGUCUCCGGUGGAGUCCGUUAGGGACGAACGCGUGAGCAUCGGCUUAUGAAGGUUUUCGGGUAGUCAUUCCGCAUAAAUUGGUCGCAGAGACAUCGCAUCUAACGUGCUGUUUCCUUCGAGUUUCUGCAGUGAGCCUGGACCCAUUUGAAGGGUGUUCAUACACUGUUUCGCCUGCGAACCAUCUGAUGAUUGCUGUGGACAGUGACUUUUAAAGUGGUCAUUGUCUUCCUUUAAGCCGUUGUUUCAGUUUUACCGUCAGGACUUUGCCUGAAAACGUCAAGGAAGGACAGCUGCUGCUCCCUUUCUUUUUCCUCCUGAAUUGAGUAUCAUUAUGUUGAGGUUGUGGAAAGUGCAGCAUACUCUUAUUGACGAAAACAAACGUGUCUUCGGCGUAACGGCGCCGAUAUACGGGUUCAUGCUGGGCCAAUGCAGUCUUUGCUAGCUCCUUUGAGGCCGAAUUUGCCACUAAACUGCAGAUUGGGAAGCCCACUGGAGUCCCCUUGAUUUAUUCAUAGGUUUCCAGCAAAGAUAAAGCAAGAUUUCUCUGGCCAGAUUCAAAACUGUCUCAUGGGGCUCUGAGUUCCGUCGUAUACCCCUCAAGUCUCCUGCACAGGGCUUCGUGCGCCAAAUGCUGUGGGAUGUAUUUGAAUAAAGACGUCACGCGGGGCAGGCCGUGACCUAUGACCUUUGAGGUCUAAAAUGACUUGGGAAGCUGGUUGCGCCGAGGCAAUCAAAUUGCGUUGGAGAAACUUCAGUUUUUGCGUACACUCACUUUGUUUUUAGGGUAAGAAUUGACUGCAGUAGCACACCUGGUUUGUGUAUCUUUGGCGGGUCAAAGAAUCGGGCCACAGCGGUGUCUAAUGAUCUCAUUUUUUAGCCUCGUCACUUUUAUGUGGAGCGUGCGGCCCGAGAAAACUCACUGCGUGGUGCGUGCCAGCCGUCUUUGACUUUUUACUCCCAUCUUUCCUUUCAGAGCAACUCGACCGUAUAAAUGAGAAUAUGGACACCAUUCACAACGACCUGAAAGAAGCUGAGCGCGAGCUGGACAAUCUGGAGAAAUGCUGCGGAAUUUUCGUCCUGCCAUGGAAAAAGUGAUUUUUAAAUACCAUGAACCUUCUUACUUAAACUUAUUAAGUAACUGUUUUGUUACGAAAUUGAGCACGGCGAUCUGAAUGUUUUUGUAAACAGAGUGAAAAGGCCGGGGAAAGAAAAGCACUUCAAACCAAAGCAGUACAACCAGCCGCAAAACGGAUUACCAAAGGCCUGGGACGGGUCAGACGGCAGAGGCGAUCCUAAUGUCGCCAUCCGUUAUCAAGCUACAAGUCAGCCAGGCUACAUUCAACGGUAAGAACUCUAACGUACCAGCUUUUCCCGAAAUUUUGACUCUGGGAAUUGGCGAUUAUCCCAUUCUCUCCAACUUAUUGCCGUGUUAUUGUCCUCAUCACAAUGCGAAAACAUUCUAUGGACGUGUCUUCAAACCUUGGAAGUCAUCACAAAGAAGCCAAGAUACAAAAACAGUUCAUGCACCCCCAGUAGCUUUUAGGUAAAAAGGAAAGAAGUAACUGUCUUCGCACAGUUUCGAUAAUCUUCUUUCUUCGUCUCCUUAACGCGUUGGCUUUUGGUGCAGCAAUUACUGCAAGUUACUCUUCGAGCGACGUGGGGCUCGUAGCAGCCUGUUAACAGUUACUGGCAGUCGGUAAUUAGCCUUGCCUACAGGUAGCUCGUUCCUAGAACAGCAUUUUACGACAGAUCAGUACAACCGCUUGUUGCGUUUUUGUCCUGAAUUCUGCUAAUUAUGUAUCCUUUUGUGAUUAUUUUCGUGCGGUGACACGGUUUCCUUUGUUUCAUGCCGACUUCGAAGAAGCCCAGCUAACAGCAAAUGAUCUUUCGCGGCUCUUAAUGUAUAAUCAUUCCGGAUGAAAGCAUAACCGCUUGCUACCAUGUUAUCGUUUCCAGGCAGAAUGCACAUAAAGGCUCCUCCAGCCGGAUUCAUUUCUGGCCCGGACCGUUUAAUGUUUUAGCGCUCAAACCACAGCUGACAUCUGUAAUGAUUGAUUAGUGGGCACCUUUGUUGGUUUAAUCUAGGCUUUGACCGGAGACGAGGCAGCAGGGUAGUAGCUAUAACCAAGUACUUAUAGUCCUUCGACAGGGGAAUUGGGAGCAGGGCGAUCUAUUGUUGAGAAAUGCAGCCCACAACCACAUCCUUCUUGAUGCUCUGACUUGUUGCGCUGGUGCUCAUUUCUUCCUCAAAAGGUAAUUUAUCUUAGAGAAAUAAUACCCUACUGUUCUACCCUCUAUUUAUGUGUCCUCGGUUGACUGUUACCUCAUAGAUUCUGCACUAAAUGCUUAAUUACUUCUUCGCACGAGAUUAAUGCCGAACUCCCCCCCCCCUCCACGUUUUCCAGUACAUAUUGGUCCUGACAGCCGUUCACGGGAUUUUUGUCUAUCAGAGCCAGCCCAGCAUGCAUUUGCUUGCCCUGACAGCGCUUCGACCCUACGCUUAAUGCCGAAACUCGAUCUUAGUGGUUAUUUGUUUUACUUUCCCAUAAUAACAAGCCAAAUAGAGUAACUUGGGGAAGCCCGCAUUUUCGCCGCAUCUUGUCGGUGCAUGUUUUUAGUGGGUACAACCUCUCCACAACUGGACACACAUCUCUCGAGAAACUAUAUAUCGUGCCUUCGUGUUGGCACCCCAGUAAACUAGAGGGUUAACGUAAGACCAAAGGAUCGAGUCGCCCAUCCUCGUGCAAUUUAACUGUUAACGGAAUUUCACAAGAGAAUGAACUCAGAGAGUGACCAAAGUGCGGUCGUUCCACAGAAUACAAAACGAUGCCGUCUGACUGAGGUUCCUCCCAACGGCAAGGGCGUUCUCGGCAGCCCAAAUUCGUUGAGAGGAGAUAUUACUUAGGGCCCCACCUGGAACCCCACGUUCACCACCUCCCCUCGAAGUGCAACGGAAUUAAACAUAUAAGGUACGACUUAUGGUACAGUGUCUGCGAGAACGAAAACGUCCUGACCUCCACCAAUUGCCAGGACAGGAUAUAUGUGAACUCUAAUCCUUUCGUAAAAAUAAAUUGCACUACCUUCCGAAACAUGCAUAGAUACACAGCGACUGACGAUGCCUGCCCCUCUCAACUACUCGGUAUUGUUCGCACGUCAAAGUGCGGUACUAGGAGAUCUGGCAUCGUCUACCACCUUUGUCACCGUUGUACAUACCCCGAAACCAGCGGACAUGACCUUGCAUAUUGACCUCGCCAGAAGGCGAAUAGGACGCCCAUUACGUAUAAACCUGUCUCUCUCCGAGUACCCAAACUGUGCAACCCUCAACGCAAGUGCAAUCGCUCCCUGUGCUCAGGCAAUCUACGCGAAUGAGGAGGGUUAGACGACCGUCUACAAAAAAAUAUGUCCAUCAUUACGUUUCCUUUGCCGCAUGUUUGAAUGCAUCCUGACAGAGGCGACCUGACGACCCACCGCGUCCUCACCAAGUUUGCCACCGGCCACCGAUAUGAUAGUAGCGACUGGCCGCUAGUACUUGUUGAAGGCUGGUCGUGCCUGGCUCCAGGUUUCGGCACCGAAAUGAACACCUUUUGGUGGGAGGUCUAAGUUACGGGAGGACCGCCACACCAAUUGAUUGUAUUCUUGUAGGCGAAUUUUGGGCACUGUGGUUCUUGACUGUUGUCCAAUUCGAGCAGUCGGUACAGAGCACACUCGACAGCAUGAACAGUACUACUCCACUCAAACGGCUCAACGUUCACUAGCUUCACUACUGCGGAACAGUUCGACGUCAGCGUUUAGAGGUGACAGUCACAAACUUCUCUGGCUCACCGCAUACUAGCUUGAACUGCCAAACCGACAUGAUUUAAAAUAUUUACUUCUACUAACAAUAAAGUCUGGGCAGGUAUAUGUUCGGUCAACUAAUGUGAUAGGUGAGCUUGUCAUUAGGAGUACAUUAAUUGUGCGCAUGACCCAAUGGUCGAGAAGCAGACGAUGUUAUCCCCCUUGCCGUCGUCGAGCACGAAUUUGGGUAGUCCCACCAGUAGUUUAAUAACGCAUUCAUCCAAACGAGACUGGGUUUCUAGCUAAUGAUGAUGAGGGUAGGGUAUGAAACCCGCCCUAGGUGGUUAUUCAAAAAUCUGCCUCAUUUAGGUAGUUGGGGUUCAUAACGGUUUUCCUAGCAAUAGGUCGAGAAGGGGACUAUUGGAGACGCGGAUUUCGACCUUCACUAGCGUUACUGACGUUACAGUUACCCGUAUCGGGCUGGAGGGUUACAAUUAGAAUUAACGUUGGGAGUUGGGUUAUUUUCCGAGCUGGGGUUGCAAGUCUUGGGUCAGGAGAUAGGUUCUAAGGCUUAGACUGGGGUUACGGUUACCUUAGAGUUCUCGUUAACGGCUUACAGGUUAAAGUUACCCAUUACAAGCAUGGCCACGAUUGGCGUCAGGGUUUUAGUUAAGUACAGCCUUCCCAAGAGGACUACAUACCACACCUUGCUGCCCAAGGGUUUCCAGCAUAUUCCCGACUUCUAGGGCUAUACCGCCUUUAAAUCGUGAUUCGAGCCUGUUUUUCUAAUCGACAAAAAUACCCCCGACUUUUUUGACUGUAUUAAAUCGAAGAUUCUCAACUGACCUUAUCGGACGGGGUGGUGCUUUUUCGGUCAGUAGAAAGUCUCCCUCUCAAACGAAAAUGCAAACCACCAUCUCUCUCAGACCGACUCUAACACUGAUAGCCUCCGGCGGCUGCGAGCGCGCACUUAAUCAGUCCGGUAUCACCGGGAGGGCAUCUCUGCGAAUGAACAAUGAGAUGAAAGUGUAGUCGGGCCUGUUACCGAUAGCCCUUGUUAAUUUGUUCACUCAGGCGUAAAACGUCAUUUGGACAGCCAGCUUUACGGGCAGAUGAAAGUCUGCUGAAUUUGUCUCAACAGCGGUGUUCUGAACCUUACCAACCACAAAGACUUCAAGCAUAUAACGCACCUACAAGAGCGAAUGACUCACAGAUAACAAUGAAAUUCACAAUUCUAUAGACUCGAGAGAAGAAACUACCAUUAUUUGGUGUCUCCGUUCGAGAACGAGAGGGUUGGACUUCCGUAAGAACCGUUAAGGUCACCAAGAUAACUUCACGUGAUCUAACUUAAACAGACUUCCCCGCACCUUCUAUAAGGGCAAUUAAACAUGUUCCUGUGAAGUACAGGACGUAGAACACGACUUUAUGGAAGACUGCGAAAACUAUUAGGCUUUUUUCUACAGUAAAUCGGCGUUUCGAGCCAGUUUUUUUGUUUAGUAGUCCGAUUGGGACCCUGCAGGCGCGACGCCGAUCGACAAUUUAUCGUUCGUUUAACGUCAUUACUCGUGAUCCCCUUUUCGUAACGACACUGCGUCACAAGACGUCGCUCACCCUUUGUGAGUGAGGAAUAGGCCGUGUUCGCAACUCUAUCGCCAAGUCUUCGUUUGCUCACCUAGGCCACAGCGACGGCCAACCAACCGGUCGGAUAUCGGUUGGCAGCAUUCGGUCGUCGAAACGAGAGCCCGCAAACCAGGAUUUAUAAUACCCAACGGGGUUCUCAAUGGACCGACUGGCAGUACUAUGGGCUUCAAUGGUCGGCGACAGAAAAAGCUGUGUAUGCUUCUUCGGCAUUCGUUGAAGGUCAACUAAAAUGUCCACAAGGCAGUCAAAACUAAGUGCUUAACCAAACGGCCAGCACAGAUACUAGGUAAAAGUCCAGACACGGGUAAUUCGCCUAUUUUUCGCAGCUGCAGGAUACUAGGUAUGUAGACUGCCGACUACCUGUUGGCGAUUACCCCACUGGAGCUGAUAGAUUUCAGCCCAGCUUUCGGGCGGAGCCUAAAAAGGUUGGCUUCUGAGGAUAUUAAAAAAACUCCACAUUAAAAAGACUCCCCGCUACUUCACCUAGUAAUCAACUGUCGCACUGAAAGGGAUUCCUGCUUCCUGCUCAACGUUGCACCUGGUGAAGCAAUCACAGCUGCUACAGCAAUGACCCCACUUGACUGCUUCACCCUUUUCCGUACAAGUUCGAGCUGAGUCUGAUAUACUCCCGAAGAAAAAAAACCCUGCGCACCCAGGACCUACCGUUGUCUGUCCUUUCUCGACGCAACCCAAUAGUAAAACAACCUUGGUAUCGUAAAUGUAAACAUAUAUACGUAAUCAAUCAUUCUAACUGCCUUGCGACUACUUACAGGAUGCAGAUAUAGUAGUCCACAAGUGUGGAUAUGGGACCAUGUGCAAGGACAGCUGAACUUCAGAGAGUAGCUGGUUACAGACGGAGAACGUAGGAAAAUGUCAUUGGUAGGCAGCGAAUACACCGUGGCCUCAAAAAGCGGCCCCAUUUAGAAACUGGGAUAAAUCACACUGGUGUAGUUUCUUGCAGGCUGGAGCACCAAGGCAGGUAAGCUCUGUGCAAAUUGUUCGGCGGGUCUCCUUUGCCGUCGAUGAAGUGGAGGCUAGAGCGGAGGUUUGAGAAGGCGGAUUGGACGGAGGCUCCGCGGAGCAGGCGGUGAUGGCAGCCUUUUCUUGCUGCUUUUUUGAUGUCUGGAUCUGCCGGCGAGGUCCGGCAGCGAGGUAACGUCUCAGCUCAUCCAUGUGCAUCUUCCGACAGUACUCUGUGCCAUAACAUCCUAUAUUCUGACAAAAUCCGGUUGGAUGAACAUCUGGGCAGUCAGCAUCCCCGCACAAUGGCCAUUUAGAGCAGACAGUUGCACGUUCUGCGGACGACGGUGCCUCGGCUUCAACUCUCCGUCUGGCUCGCUGAGCGCAGUCACGGCACACUUUCCGCUGCGUAAUCGGGCAGUAUUGGAGUCGACGAAAAUGCCGACUGCAUCCAGGGCAUUCGACCUUCUCCUCCACAGGUUUCAGCUUCUCAAGCAGCUGGUUAAAGAAACGGAAUGGCUGUGGCUGAUCGGCAGUGAACUGGCGACUGCAGACGGGGCAAACAAGGUUACUUUGUCCGAUAUACUGCUCCAAACAGGGUUUUUCGCAAAAAUAAUGCUGGCAGGGUAAAACGGAAGGGGUCUUGCACAGUGACAAGCAGAAGGCGCAUGUAGCCAACUCGUCGAACUCCUCCUUUCGGAUCUGCAGCGUCGCCAUUUUGCGUCUGCGCGCGCGCACGCGCUCACGGAAAGCAGGCGGGCGUUGCAACUGCGGCCUUGGCGAUCCAGCCAAUCAGCGCUCUCCUGCCUCCCGUCAACAGCCAAUAAGACUCGAGCUUUAACUACCGGUCACACUGCUGCGGUCGAUCGGAGCGCUCUGCUGACUUGUUGACGGCUCCGCCAUGUGCCCGUGGUCCCGCGCUUCUGCUCUAGUCAGCCCUUUCCCUACCAAUGCGUUCGCGAAUUCAUAGGCAGAACUAGCACCAAGGUGUAUUAUGGACAAAGAAAAUGGAGUUUGGAAUGACUACUUCUGGCUGUUUGCCUUCCGUAUUCCGUUCUAAAGUUCAAUUUUUCACGGACUUCAGUCCUCGCAAUAGUAUUUAUUUCCAACAUCCAUCAAACUACCCGUCCUUUAUGUAGACGCCAUCAAGACUCGGACCCUGGAAUACCUCAGUGAUUCAUUGCACUGUUAACUGUUUGACAUCCAGUACCACAGAGUAUCAGGCAACUGCCUUGAAAAUUCCGCUGCCUAGUGUGCCAUAACCUUACUUUUGCAAAUAGAUACGAGAAAAAGCUGUGGCACAUGCUAUCGUGCUAUUCUCUCGGUUGGUCCCAGGCCUUUGACAAGUCCACACUACUGAACCAAGGGGGAGUCCUCAGUCGCCAUCUGCAUAUUAUUCUACCAUCUGAAGACCGCAAGGACUUUCUGCGUCGUAGGUGAUGCUAGUAUCGCCCCCUACCUUUUGUUGAUCCUGGGACAUAUCUCUGUUCCUAAAACCACCUGUGCGAGCUCCAACGCUGAUGACUGUAUGUAUUUGUCAUGCCUGCAUCUGGUUCUCAUCUUGGUUUACAAGGGCGCUUAGAAACACGGAUGGACUGUUCUCCUUUUCCGUGAUAAUGUUUGUGUUUGGGAAGUUCCGGAGUAGAUGUGAGACAGUCUCACUUUUAGAUAUGAUAGUAAUCACUUUAUGAAGUACAGUGACAACGGCUGAAUCAUAACAACGUACUGACUCAAAAAUGCCAUUUAAUUUUCGUUCUAAAUACAUGUGACCGCAAUUUUUAAGGGACAACCUCAGCCACGGGCCCUAGUGCGUUCUGUCCCACUACCAGAGUACUUCUGACUUGCUCGCGUUCUCCGACUGUUGCUCACCCCUCCCCCCUCCGCCUCUUCCGAGCCACAUGACGUCAGCCCAGGUUAACGCGUUGUGCCUGGGGAAGGGAGGGACAGUCGGUGACCCAUCGCUCCCGCCGUUCGCCUAAGCGGAUGUCCUCGGAGUCAGUGCUACGCCACUCUUACCACUGCCGUACACCGGCGGGUUUGGUGGCACGUCUAGAUGUAGGCUUUCACGGCACGUCGGCCACCGUGUCCAAUUCCAGCGUCAGCUGUUUGACAGGCGCGGAAAGUCGACUGGUGCACGGAAGAGGUAAAAGAGUUAGGCCGACAGGGGAAUCCAUCUCCACGGCACCGGCGCGCUUGAAUCGAUCGCGAUGCGCUAAGAUUCGUGCUUUGAUUGUCAAGUAGUGUGAUGACUCGGUUUUUCUCAGGACUGAAGGUCAGUCUGUAGAGGCCCCCUUACUGUGAUCUUUAUGACACAAAUGUACACAUGUAUGGUCCUAGUCGCCCUGGUAAAAGCGCGAUGCGCUCUGUGUAUGAAUGUAUGCAUAUUGUAUGUACAUAUUUGGAGGGUUAGAGGCAGAGUCCUUGAUGACCCUAUUUAUUUACAGUGCUUUCGCAAAUUCGUACUUAAAAGUAAAAUUGCAGGCAGUUACAAUGUGAUCGGGUCGCAGUUCAAUCGUAGUCAUAAGGUAGUGCAUAAGGUCACUGUAAAUUAGUGCGGAAGAUUGUAUAUGACAGAUUUUACAAAACUGGGUGUGCAUAGUCAUGCUGUACAAUCCGAUUUCUGUCGAAAACUAGACGAGCAAGUUUUAUUUUAAACACACAAACUGUGUCAGCCGUCACCAUCUCGCUUGGAAGCGAGUUCCACGGUCAGACAACCCGCUGGCUGAAUGAACACUUUCUACGGUUUGACCGCGUGCGCUCAUUCUUGACUUUGUAGGCAUGGUCGCGUAGUUGGUUUGUACGAGCAAACUCCGCUCUUAAUGAGCAACCUUGACCGCGGACAAUCCGGAAUGUCCAGAGUAGACCGCAGUUGUCUAUAAGGUGACCAGGCUAUGUAUGGCACGCCUAGGCGGGUUGUUUAGCUUUGGUAGUCACUGCGCUGGGUGAGUGAGGUAGGAAAGAGUGCGAUAGAUGCUCUAGAACUCUAUUGUCACUGUAAACUGAUUCACACCCAAGUCACCGUUUCUGCGCCCAGUCCGUGGGACACAUGGCGGCACGGUGUCGCUCGCGGCGUUUGAGCUGUCAGGAUUGUAGAAAUUUCUGCCUUUUUCGAACUUUUCGUAUUGACCCAACUGUGAAAAACUCGGCGCUUCGGUGGGAUUCGAACCCACGGCAGCUAGGGGAAGGCACGUGAGCUACGAGGCCCCGCCCGACGACGCGAGUUUAAUCGCAUUGGGGUCAAGUAACCUGCCCAACCUACUGCGCCGUCUGGAAUCCUCCAAAUAUGAUGCAGUGCGCUGACUGCCCAAGCAGGAUUUCCAACUUAUUUUUUCGAACAGACGCAUCCUGCGUGUCGGCGAUCGCGCACUUUGCAACAGUCCUAAGACUACUAUUUCAUCCCCAUUUGCAGUAUCACUAAUGAUGCAAGGGAGGACGAAAUGGACCGGAAUUUGGGCCAUGUAGCCAAUGUUGUGGGUGAACUACGCUCAAUGGCUGUGGACAUGAACAACGAGAUCAACGUUCAUAAUCGAAAAUUGGACGACAUAUAUUCCAAGGUGGGUAAUUCACUUCGUGGUUUAGCCGACCCGAUUGUAUUAACGCCAAAUGUUUUGCGUUCCUACUCUGGCUCUUUUAGAUAAAUUUGCUUCUCAGUGUGUUUUGAAAAUGUACUGGUUGCUCACUUGUUUUUCUCUCGCAGGCCGACGACAAUCAAAGCCGUAUGCUUGUUGCCCAGAGUCAGGCCGAACGUAUCGUCGGGUAAAUUCUCUCUUGUCUACUAUUCUUUCACAUUCAGCAAAUUUUGGGACAAGCGUUUCUUAGCCAUCUCGGAGAGUUUGGCAGUCUCUUACAUGCCUUGCCCUAAGACGAAGCUUAUUAGAUAAUCGGGGCAUUGAUUUAAUCUAUGUGGACUUUCAUGGUUUCGUAAUAACCCUGUCAUUGACUGAUUCACUUUUAACCAGCGCACCAUUCGCUUGGUGCCAGAGGACGACCGCCACACCGUGUCUACCAGAUGAGUCUCGUGGGCCACCGUUAUUGAAGGGGAACUGGGAGGUGAUCUUGAUUUGUCGAGAACCUGAAUUGAGAUUCCAGGAUUCGGACUUCCACUUCCUGCGGGCAAAGACUGCGUUGCGUCGGAGUUUGUGUGCGGGGGUUGAGGAACGUCCGCACAUUCCAGUAUUCAAUAUCAAUGGUUCCUUUUCUGAUUAAUUAGUCCGGCCCGCAUAGUAUUCUCUCGCACUACUGAACCAUUGUUGCGAGCCUCAUCAGUUUCCGCGAACGCCGUAGCAUUGGUCAUAAUAGUACUAUCGACUUUGUGUGUGAGGUCUUCUAGAGACUUUGAGUACAGGCGGACCCAAACAGCCAUCCGAAUUGCAGGUUCGAGGUCGUCUCCUCUAGCGGCUCGUCUCAAAAGCCUAACUGCGGGGCAACGGUGGUAGGCAAACUUAUUUAGAGUAGGUUUGCGGUCGUCAUGUCACAGUGCCGUAACUGAGCUUUGCGACUUUUUAUAGUUGCGAAGAUCCCCAUGCCAGUAUUCAGAAGGCCACUUUUCGAGCAUACGUUUGCUUUUGAUAAAUCCUCGUAAAGUCAGUCCACUUAUAUGGGAAUAGGGUAGACGUAAAGCAUGCCGGUGACCAGAGAAAUCGAUUAAGGUUCGUCUUAGAAUACAAGCGGGGUGUGGGAAUAUGAGGGGAGGGGAGGGGGUAAUAACGGUCAACGCCAGGGACGCGCAGAGUUACACGUAACUAGUUGACGUUUGGCUACGGUAGGCGCGGAGCCUGAACGAGGCUCUUCUGCGCGCAUAAGAUCGGCUUUCGUUGCCUAGUGGCGGCCGCUUCUGCCUUCACUAACAGACGCAGGCCUAGUAGCUUGGAGGAACCUUACAGAUCACGCAAAAGGCUCCGCUGGAGUCCACAUGAUACCUGAAACCAGCAACACGUGCGAGAAUGACGCUGUUUGUGUUCCUACUUUCUUCUUUGCCCAGCCAUAUAUGGAGGUGCUCUCUUGAAUAGUCCCCGACUAGUGCGACCAAUAUAACCUGCUCCAUAGGAGCAAGAGAAGGAGCAGAUGGACACUGAUUUGGUCGGGGCAUUGCGUGUAUCUCGUCGAAGCUUUUCGCAUGAUUUAUGAGGUCCUAUCUAUCCACCCUAAGCUGCUGGACCAGCGCCUGUUAUCAGCAGCAGCAGAAGUGGCCGCCAUCAGGUUACGAAACCCGAUUUUUUGCACGCUCAAGAACCUCGUUUAGGCUCCGCGCCUACUGCGGUCAAAAGCUAACUAACUAAGUGCAACCCUCCGCGCACAUCCGCUCUCAUCCCGUCCCUAACAUUGACUAUUAUUACCCUGCCCCAAUACAAAUGUACUGGCUUGAGGAGACUAUAAGACGGGCGGUUGCAGUCCGCAGCCCUCCGUGCCCCUAUGCUUGUCUGGAAGCAAGCCCUGAUGAACGACCGUUCUACUGUCCGUCAUUGGUGGGCACGCGCUUCCGAAUCCCUUUGCUACAUCAUCGCCUUCCCAUUAGUUGCUUGGUAUCUUCGUCGUUGGUUGUUGCCGGACCCUUCUUGCUUGAGUCUGCAGUUUGAGCGCUAGUAGUUGGCAGCUCUUGCAGCUUCGUCUGACCUAUCCAUGAUAUUCCGCGGCUCCAUAUAGCCCAGCAUCUUAGACAGUAAGUUUAUUGUGCGAUAAAAUCGCCGGAAUGGUAUUCUAUCUGUGAGCGAAGCAAGGUUUUGUGGUCUCCGUUUUCACGGCAACCUACUGGCUAUGUUCCGAAGGAGGAAUGCUCAAAAAGCGAACCCGAACGUAUUCACGAAACUCCGAGACAAUCCCCAUCCUGUACGCUGCCUUCAGCGACUGAAGACAAUUUAGAAGCAGCCAUUGUCACAGGGACUACUUUGGCGCUAUCAAAUGCAAACCAUUUGCUUCAUCUUAUCAUCAUUGCCAUGUUUUACACACCUUAUACAGAGGAAUACAUGGGUUGAUUCUGAGGAAGCACGAAGUUUGCCGGAUUUCUUAAUUUGCACAAAACACGCUUGCGAACGGACGUUUCCACCUUAAAGAACGCAUAUUGUGUGAGGAUAAUGCAAAUGCGAUCCUGCGGGUACUGUUCUACUGCUUCCGAUCGGAGAAGCGCAGAAGUCGGUAGCCGAACCGCUCAAUGAACAUUGACAUUCGUACGAAAGGAUGGGCAAAGCUCACGUUGAUUCAUUUUGACCCAACUGUGAAAAACUCGCGCCUCGGUGGGAUUCGAAACCACGACCUCAAGGGGAAGGCGUUAGUGCAGCCAAUUCUCUAGCCACCUGAGCCUUAUGAGUUUCGGUACAUAUUUUAUUGUUUUGUUUGACCACUGAGACUGAAUUAUUUGGCAAUCCAAGGGGUAGAUCGUAGAGUACCUAAUCAGACGUUUUGGCUGCAGAUCAAUAGAAGCAGUCGCCUCUUUCGUCCUCCCGGCAAUAAAAUGGUACCCACAACCUGUGAGUGCACACAAGACGCAACUACAAACGCCUUAAGUGCGUCAUUUCGGUACACACACGACAGUUCGACCGUCGACUCCGACGAUGUCCACCGUAUACCCCGCAGCAGGGUGGAAGCAGGAACGGUGACUUGUGCGUGAAUUAGUUUAUAGUGAUAGUGGACUUGCACAGCAUCUGCCGCACUCCCUCCUCCCCACCUGGACCUAGUGUCAAGACAGAGGCAAGAAGACCGGAGGCAGAGGAGGGCGCAGGUGGAUGGCGCGGUCGAGCCCGCACCUUGGCGCUCCACUCUACACUCCCUGGUCCACACAGCAAAUGACCAGGUUUUUGACCAACAACAGCAAUGGGGGGAGGCAGCAGGGGUCUCAGUGUGCGCGAAGUCUGUCGGCAACUGGGUCUGCCACCGCACCCCGAAAUGUUGGAAUUGGUUAUGGUGUGCAAAUCCGAUAUGACCCCCGUGUUGGUUUAGCGCAUCUACCACGUGGCCCGUUCGGGGAGCACAGUACACACACGUAUAUAAACAAACCACCUCACCCUAGCUCGCUCCUGUGAGUCAGCAAGAUUAAACCAGUCUUUGGCGUCCAUUAUGACUCUGAUUACGCUGCGCGUGCCCCUAAUAAGGAACACGCAGUAGGUGCGUUGGUCCAACACGAUGGCCAGAUCAGGGCGUUACAGCCGUUAUUGGGCAUGCAGACCCGUAACAAAUGCCAUACGUGGGGUGUAGUGCACACCUAGGUGCGGCCUCACGCCGCACCAGCCAUCUACGUCCCCUCUCAUCAGCGGUCUUCCUGACUUGGCCAUGACACCGGCUUCGGAUGGGUGAGGAGGAGAGAGUGCGGUCGAUGCAUCGCAAGUCCACUAUCACCGUAAGCUAAUCCACGCGAACCUACGCUUUUUGAUAGCUUUUCCAAGCAGUUACUGCAUGUUCUUCUUAACUAUGGUGUGAGAUGUUUAUGACUGCACUGUCUUUCCUUUUCUGCAUACACUGCUGCAUUUUUUGUUCGUGUCCUAGGAAACCGAAGCCCAAGAAAGACGAACCGCUCAUUCCGACUCCUGGCGUUGGCAUGGUCACUAAGCACAUGGCAGCCCAGGCCUUCAAGUAG